Messenger RNA from Prunus persica (peach), 1049 nucleotides. Its product is annotated as cytochrome b5 domain-containing protein RLF. Gene Ontology annotation, molecular function: heme binding. Bases 152 to 826 code for a protein of 224 amino acids. NCBI's taxonomy places the organism in Eukaryota, Viridiplantae, Streptophyta, Magnoliopsida, Rosales, Rosaceae. The transcript is spliced from 6 exons. The record is from RefSeq and is a predicted model, not a curated record.
GUAUGUUUAUAAAAUAAACGAAUAAGUAAAUAAACGAAAUGAAUGAAAAGCCUAUCAACUAAUUGGGUUGUGUCGAAGACGAUCGCAUACUGAAGGAGGGAAAGCAGGAAAGUUUGGUUGAAAUAGCGUGGAAACUUCAUUCAUCUUACAGAUGGAUAAUGAUAAUGAUUUCACUUUUUGCCAGGUUGGCUCACCUGGCAACCAGGAUGGUCUUGAGACAAAGAAGCUCACUUCAGAUAUAGAAAAUAUUGCCAUAAAAGAUGGAUUGUCAAAUGGCACUAAUAGUAAUCAGAAUAGAGGUUUUCUGUGGCAAAGUGGAUUGCCAUUAGGUGCCACUUCUGAAAAGCAGGAAACAGUUGGUUCUCUUUCUGUCAGUGUUAUUGAUGCGUCAUCCACGAACCGAAAAUCUGAAUUACCAAAACAACCAUCGUCAGGAGGUGCUGGGAAGUCAGUGAAGCCUGUACCUCGUGCCAAAGUUCCUUUUGAGAAGGGGUAUAGCCAAAUGGAUUGGCUCAAGCUUACUCGAACACAUCCUGACCUUGCAGGUUUAAAGGGACAGUCAAAUAAGAGGCUGAUUUCAAUAAAUGAAGUUAAACAACACCAAAAAGGGGAUUCAAUGUGGACUGUUCUAAAAGGUCGUGUGUACAAUUUGUCUCCUUACAUGAGAUUUCACCCUGGAGGUGUUGAUAUGCUAAAGAAGGCGGUAGGAAAAGACUGUACAUCUUUAUUCAAUAAAUACCAUGCUUGGGUGAAUGCUGAAUUUUUACUUGAGAAGUGUCUUGUUGGUACUCUAGACGAUGGCGAAGGGCAACAUUCCAAUCAUUAGAAAUUUUGAGCCUGUUCAUCAUACAGGCAGAUUGGUACAGCAAUUUAUUUUUCAAUUCAAAUUUUAUCAAGCGAACGUCAUAUUAUCAUACCAGAAAAUAAUACAUUUUUACUCUAGAACUAGACUUUCUCAUUCACUGUUGUACCAUGUUGUCAAAUUCAGAUUCUGUUGUAUAUUAUAAUUUUCGUAAUAAGAUUCGUGCUUUAGGGCUCUAUGGUUUGUG